GUAUAAGAUCAGGGCCCAAUUACUGUCGUUUAGUUGAAAGGAGAAAAGAACAAAACCAGGAUAAUUUCGUAAUACGUAUAUGUGGCUCUAGAGCAACACUCUUUCUCAGUACAGCUGCCUCUGUAAUCUCUUUCUCCUUCCUCAGUCCAUUGACAGCUUUACAGGUCUCAGAAACUAGAGAAGGAAUGAUGUCUGCAACCAUAUGCCAUUCUAAUAUAUUCUGCUAUUACACAAAGCAAGCUCCAGUACACCCAGCUGUUGGAAUACGGAUCCAAAAUCAUCUCUUUUCAAAAACCAACCAAACCCACCCCAAGAAAAUUUUAUCUCGUAAAUUUUUUGUAGUUGCUGUAACGGAAGGUUCAGCUAAAGCAAGUAAGUCUGAAGAAACUAUUCCAUCUUGGGCUAAACCAGAUUCGGAUGAGCCCCCUCCUUGGGCUAGGGAUGAAGCCAAAGACUACUCAUUACAACAGGGCUUUGAGAUUCCCUUUUAUGUAUAUUUACUUGCGUCAACAAUCACUGCAAUUGCUGCUAUAGGUUCAAUUUUUGAGUAUGUGAACCAGAAGCCUGUUUUUGGAAUUCUCAACUCGGACAGCCUUUUUUAUACUCCAUUGCUGGGAUUCUUUGCGAUUACUGGCAUCCCAACUUCUGCUUUUCUUUGGUUCAAAUCUGUUCAAGCUGCUAACAAGGAAGCUGAGGAUCAAGACAGGAGAGAUGGUUAUCUGUAAUAUUAAAUUCUCACUAUAAGUUAUUUAGGAUCAUUAUCCCUGGGAGAUGAAUAUUUCUCCUUAAUUAUUUGAAAAUUUUUGUUCUUCAAUUCAAUAUUUGCUUUUAUAAAAAAGUAUAGCAACACUUCAUCACAAA
Mangifera indica (mango) is the source of this 861-nucleotide messenger RNA. RefSeq lists its product as uncharacterized. The record is from RefSeq and is a predicted model, not a curated record. The transcript is spliced from 4 exons. Lineage: Eukaryota; Viridiplantae; Streptophyta; Magnoliopsida; Sapindales; Anacardiaceae. The coding region runs from base 186 to 725 and encodes 179 amino acids.